AUGGCGGAGGCGGCAGUCGCCGCGGGCGAGCCAGCCAGCUCCCCCAUGCCAAGCAGCGCCCCUGCUGACGGAGCCGCUGCGCAGAAUGAGCCCUCGAGCACGCCGCCCGGCGCGCCUGACGGGCACGAGGAGGACGCUGGAGCCGCGGACGCGGCGAACGUUGCGCCGCCUGCGCCCGGGGACCCCGGUCUUCCGGCCGCUUCACCGAGCAGGGCGCCCAAGCGGGCUUCCUCCGUGUCCAGCCUGCAUUCUGUGCGCACGGGGGGCGGAAAGGGGGCGGAACCGGUGGUUCAGCUGCUCCCCGAGGGCAUGGGGCUCAAAGGCGCGCUCCAGAUGAUCCGCGAGGACGCAGCGCCGCGGUACGCGGGUCUGCACGAGCAGGGCACUCAGCCGGGCCGCGCGCUCUCCUCCUCGCACAUCCAUCCCUCGCGGCUCUCCUCGACCAUGCCCAGCAAGCGCACGAACACCGCGAACGUAGCCUGGAUCGACAGGUCGCUCGACGCGCAGGCACCGGGCGGCAAGUCCCUGUACUCCGCACGGACGUCCCUGAAGCACCCGUGGCUGCCCUCGGGCAAGGCGCCGGCCCGCACCGCCGCGACGCCUGAGUGGGAGCACGCCGGGCCCGCCACGGUGCCCGGUCGGGGCUCGGGCCGCCUCAUGGCGCGCCCCGAAACCGCGGGCACGGACAACUUCGGUCCAGUCAGCGCCUCUGUCACGCGUCCGGGCAGCCGCGGACCCCGGUUCGGAGCUUCCUCUGCGCAGGGCAGCCCGCGCCGCGCGGCGCCGGGCGGAAUGCGGCGCAUGGCGUCGCCCACGAAGCAGCUGCAGAUGGUCGCCGGGUCCGGGUCACCCGAACCGGGCGCUUCGAGCCACACGGGCGAGGACGCGCUGGACAGCGGGCACGGGAGUGCGACGGAGCGGCUGCGGCGCAAUCUGCGUGGGCGGAAGGCGGCGCAGAAGGCGCAGGCGAGGCCGCCGCGGCCGGCGCUGAAAGGUGCGGCGGCGGCGAAGGAUGGGCGGCGGCGGCGGGGAAUGAUGAACGAGGACAGCGAGGAGGACGAGGACGCGCCGUUCGGCGUGCGCGGGGGGCGGCAGCGGCGCUCGACGAACGCCGUCGACGACCCUUUUGGCGGAGAGAAGCGAAGCGCCGUCUCGCACAUGUUCGACCACGCGCGGCUGCAGGCGAUCAACCAGCUGACGCAGGCGAACAAGGAGCUGAACUGGCACCAGGAGGAGAUGGUUCAGGCGUGGACCAGCCGCCUCAGCGAUCUCUCACAAAAGCUGGAGCAGCUGAAGGAGAGGGGCCGCGACCUGCAGAUUCGCAUGGACCGCGCCCUGGGGGAGCUGGAGCAGGCCAUGCACGACGAGCGGGACAUGCAGGAGGGGAUGGCGCGGCUGGAGGCGACCAAGGCGGACCGCAGGAAGAAGCACGAGAAGCUGGACGUGCGGCUGUGGCACGAGGAGGGCUACUUGCGCCCGGCGCUGGAGCACAUGCUGGGCGACCGGUCGCUGGAGCUGCGGGGGAUUCGGGCGCGGACGGCGCGGAUGCAGGAGGAGCUGAAGAGGCGCGAGGACGUCCUGCAGGACAUGCGGCGCGAGCUGGUCGGCGUGGAGCACGAGGCGGAGAACGCGAAGGCGCAGCUGCACGCGACGAAGGACGCGGUGCGCGAGAUGUGCGCGGUGGAGCAGGCGCGCGUGCAGUCGCUGGAGAUCGUGAACGAGGGGCUGAUGAUGAUUCGGAAGGCGGUGAAGAAGGUCGACGGGAUCGGGGAGCCCGAGCCGACGCCCGGGCGGCGCAGCCGGCAGGUCACCAUGACGUUGCCAGCGCAGGUGGCGAUCACGGGGGGGCCGAAGCUCAUGAGCGUGCGCGCGGCGACGGGCGACACCUCCGCGCAGCGCACGCCCGCGCAGCGGUCCGAGGCGGAGAACGCGGCGCAGCUGUCUACCUUCGAGAAGGCGCGGCGGCGACGACGAACGUUUGGGCCGGGCGAGGCGGCGCUGAUGGCCGCGGGGGCGGAGUCCCCGCUGGUCAGCGACUCGGGGCACACGAGCCACCACUCGCGGCGCAAGUCGUACGGCGGGGGUCUCUUGUUGCCUCUGGGCGACAUGCCGACGGCGAUAUCGCUGCCCAAGCCGGUGACGAAGCCGAGCUUGCCGAUCGCGGCGCUGCAGGGGCACCGGCGGAAUCUGUCGCUCGGGGGCGCGGAGCCCGUGGGGUUCGCGACGGGGUACAAGGACGCCGGGGGGGGUGAGAGGCCUGAGCUGGCGCAGUCGUGGGACAAGCAGUCGCGGCUGGCGCUGUCGCUGGCGGCGCCGCAGACCUUCUUGGAGGCGAUGAGCGGGCCCGGCGGGCAGCAGCGGGGCGAGGCGGGGAAGGCGAAGGCGAAGAACGCGCCUCCGUCGCCGGGCGGGGACCAGGUGUCGGAACUAGUGUCAAAGGCGGCGCUGGGGAUGGCACUGGCGGCGACGGCGCAGGCUGGGACGGGGAACGCGGCGGUCGCGAAGCGGAUGAUCAAGAAGGGCCAGGACAGCCCGAAGAAGAACUCGUUCCGGCGCGGCAAGAAGCCGAGCCGGGCCGAGUCCUGGCGGCAGAGCGUGAUGAAGAACGUCCAGAGCGAGUUCGACCCGGACACGCGCAUGAAGCGCAUGCUCGGCCCGGACUCCGAGCGCCUCGUCGCGGUGUUUGACGACCUGUGCAAGUCACAGAAGCUGACGUCCCCGCAGGAGAUCGCGCGGUACAUCAUCAACGCGCCGCAGAAGCGCGACAUCCUGCACGCGGACCUCGAGACCGCGCAGCGCAAGAUCUCGGCCAAGGAGGCGCAGCUCGCGGACAUGCGCGACACCCUGGAGCACGAGCGCCAGAUGGCGGCCAAGGCAGGGGCGAAGAACUACCCGCGCGAGGCACAGGCGAUCCAGUGGCCGCUCGCGGCCGCGCGGGGGCGGUACGAUCUCUUCCGCACGCGGCACAACCGCGCUGCGAAGGCGGCCUUCGGCGCGAUGAUGGGCCUGCAUCACCUCUCGCAGCUGUUGUACCCGUUCCGGGAGGUGACGGUGCCGCAGCUGCGGCCGGCUCCGACGCGGCAGGCGUCGUCGCGGUCGCGGAUGGAGACGCUCGACGAGACGACGGCGUCAGGGGGGGGUCUCUCGCGCUCGCCGUCGAUGAAGCAGAAGGCGCGGUCAAAGUACGACACCCCGCAGGCGGCGUGGCGCCGCGGCGACCCGUGGCCGGUGCUGGACGCUGCGAUGAAGGCGGUGAACCGGCUGGUCGCGUUCGCGGCGGCGCAUCCCACGCGGAACGUCGCGGGCCUGAACGAGCGCGGGCAGGUCAUGCGGUCGUCGUCGCUGAUGCCGAAGGGCGCGUUCGAGACGCUGGAGGAGUUCGCGGCGAUGGCGAAGGCGGCGAAGGAGGGCUCGAAGGGGUCGCCGGAGGGGAGCGUGCUGUUUGCGCGCUCGACGAGGGGGGGGGGUGUGGCCCGCUCGCCGUCGAUGCGCGGCCGCUCCCUGGCGCGCACGCCGUCGCGCCGCCCGGUGCCGAUGACGAACUUGGAGAAGCGCGAGUCGCUCGGGCUCGACGACGCGCCGCCCGCGCCGGAGCCCGCCCCGCCCCCUGCACUCCCCCGGGAUGUGCUGCGCGCUUGCGAGGACGCGUUCGGCCCGGCUUGGGAGCAGCAGAUGCAGGCGAUCGAGGACGAAAUCAAGCUGCGGGCGCGGGCCGGCGCGCGCAAGGAGGCGCGGGAGGCGCGCGGCGCGGCGCCGCGGCAGUCGGCGGGGGACUCUAUGCGCGGGGGGGGUCCGGGGGUGUCUUUCGGGAACCUGCCGGGCGGCGGGGGGUCGAGCGCGGCAGCUGUCGGGGCCGCGAAGUCGUUCAGGCGGUCCGGGUUGGCCUCGCGUGCGGCGUCCCGACGGGGAUGA
Messenger RNA from Pedinophyceae sp. YPF-701, 3912 nucleotides. Lineage: Eukaryota; Viridiplantae; Chlorophyta; Pedinophyceae. The record is from the annotation of a GenBank genome assembly.